Molecule: messenger RNA, 6562 nt
Organism: Platichthys flesus (European flounder)
Lineage: Eukaryota; Metazoa; Chordata; Actinopteri; Pleuronectiformes; Pleuronectidae
Gene: rfx5
Product: regulatory factor X, 5
Exons: 11
Coding region: 818-2941 (707 amino acids)
Biological process (GO): regulation of transcription by RNA polymerase II
Molecular function (GO): DNA-binding transcription factor activity, RNA polymerase II-specific; RNA polymerase II cis-regulatory region sequence-specific DNA binding
Source: RefSeq, a predicted model, not a curated record
GAAACGCGUCUGAAAACAGGUGAACAUGCGUUACAGCUCAUGCUAAUGCUAAUGCUAGGACAGAGCCAGCAGCUAGGCUAGUCCACUAGCAUCUCGGGUUAGCAGCUAGCUUCUAGCCUCCCGGUAAACGGUCGAGUUUACGAGUUCUCCGGUAGAACCGGUUCUGUCCGUCUCGGACCCGCGGGCUUGUCUGCGCGUGUUGCCGCCCGCUGACCUGUCGCGGUGCCGGUGUGUGUGGAGCUCGUGCUGCGGGUGUGUGUGAUCUGCUCGCGGGGCUCCGACAUGUUGCUGUGUCGGUGUGAUCAUAGUGAAUGUCAGACACAUGACCACCGGCGCUAGAGACACACACCGGACACACACCGGCCGUGAGCGGGACACACACCGGCCCCGCGGUCACAGCUCAGCCACUGACGCGUUCACAUCCCCCGGUAACGGCAGCUGUGAGUGGAGCCGGUAGCGGGCUGUGUCCGGCUCCCCUGGAACACGCCUCCCGCUACGGCUGGCACCGGGAACGUUUAACGGCACCGGGACAGCCGCCAUGUGUCGCUACCCGGCCGCCACAGGGCCUGCUUCAGCGGGUUCACCCGAACCCUCUGAACCACGUGAGGCUCCGGGACAUCUGGUCCUGCACCGGGACGGAGGCGGGAGAGACCCGGCACUCAGGGUGUCUGUCUGCGGUCAACCGACACACAGAGUCCCGGUUCAGCCCCGGUUCAUCUGACACACAGACCCUUACACUCACAACAUGACAACUUUUAACCGACGGAUUAAUUCUGUUCACUUGAUGUUGGUUCUCCGCACCGGUUAGCUGGUCCAGAUGUCGGAGGACCACCGGCACCAGCGGGCCGAAGCCUCCCGGCGGGGGGAUGGCGGUCUGGAGGCGGGGGAGGGCGACACGGAGCCCAGCAUGUUGCAGCAGAGACUGAAAAACAACAUCUCAAAGAGCGUUCAGACCAAAGUGGAUCAGAUCCUGCAAGACGUCCAGCGUUUCUCCGACAAUGACAAGCUGUACCUGUACCUCCAGUUGCCCUCGGGACCCGGCUCCGGAGACAAGAGUGUCGGGGACUCCAGCUCGUUCAACACAGCCGACCAGCUUCACACCUGUAACUGGAUCCGCAGUCACCUGGAGGAGCACUCGGACACCUGCCUGCCCAAACAGGACGUCUACGAGACGUACAAGAGAUACUGUGAGAACCUGCAGCAUCGACCUCUGAGCGCCGCCAACUUCGGGAAGAUCAUCAGAGACAUUUUCCCCAACAUCAAGGCCCGACGGCUCGGGGGCAGAGGACAAUCCAAAUACUGUUACAGCGGCAUCAGGAGGAAGACGGUGCUCAACAUGCCUCUGCUGCCAAACCUGGAUCUGAAGAACGACCCGGCGGAGCUGACGGAGCUAGUUCAGACCUACAAGCAGGAAGUGACAGAGGCGGCAUGUGAGCUGAUCUGCGAUUGGGCUCAGAAGAUCCUGAAGCGUUCCUUCGACACGGUGGUGGAGAUUGCUCGCUACCUGAUCCAGGAGCACAUUGUGAACCCUCGCUGCAGCCAGGCUGAGCUGGUCACGUCUGCAGCGCUCGCAGGAGGUCCAGCCAAACCCCACAAGGUCAUCAAGAAAGCUCCGGUUGUUUCGAAAGCUGAGUCGGACGGAGCCGCAGAUCAGAAGAGGGAGCCUGGAGAAUCGUCCUCACUGAAGCUGCCGUCUGGAGACAAAUCAUCCGCCACCAAGCCCUCCUCCCUGGACGCUCCGCCUCCUCCCUCCUCCUCCUCCUCUUCCUCCUCUUCCUCUCUGCGCCCUGCGGUGGAGGCGUUCAUGAAGCAGUUACCCAGAAUCCUCCCCCGUAGCUCCAUCCCCGAUAAAACCCAGCUCUCUGUCCGCUCGUCUCCGCCCUCUCUGGCGCCCAAGGACGCCUCAGGUGUCGGGGGGGUAUCUGGACCUGGAGGUCCGGCUGCUGCCGCUGGUGCCAGCGGGGUUGGGGUGAAGGUCAUUGCCAUGGCAACGUUGCCCCAGCAGCAAGGCGGCCCUGUCCCGGUGAUGAUCUUGCCUCAGGGCGUCCUGUCCUACGAGAGAGAGACGGUCGCCCCGCCCCCACCACCUCUCCCUCCUUCUCAGCCGCAAAACGUCCCAGCAGCCCCCACCUCUGUGGUCCAGAAGGCUCGAGGGAACGUCACCAAGCGCCCCCUGGAGGUGGGGACGUCCGCUGGUGCACCAGGCACGUGUGGUGGCUCUGCUGCCAACACUCAUCCAGUGAAACGGAAACGUGGCCGACCAAGGAAACCUAGACCAGAGGACGCGCUGCCUGCUCAGCCUCCUUGUGUUCUUCCUCCUCAGCCCCCACUCCAUGCACCUCCUUCCCACCCUCCCAUCAUCACCUCCCUGACCGGUGGUGUCAUCCAGAAAGCAUGCUCUUCCUCGUCCUCCUGCUCCUCACAGCCAGUACUGGAGCUGGUGAUCCAGGACCAGCCCGGCCUGGUUCUGAGUCAGCUGCCGGCGCUGUCGGAGCAGCGCGACGUGGUGAUACAGUGUCAGCCGCGGGGGGGGGCUGAGCCCGAACGCCACUGUCGACCGCUGCUGCUGCUCCAGGCUCCAGGGAAGCCCAGCUGGGAGCUGGCAGCAUCAGGACGGACGCCGAUGGUGGAGGUCAUCCAGAAGGCUCCAAGACCAAGCAAUAACAAGAGCAGCGCUUCUGUCCCCAUGGCCCACCUCCCCCACCUCCCCCCUCCUCCUCCCCUUUCCUUGCCCAUGCUACACGAGGCGGGGGGGGAGGUCGAAAUAAUGUUGACACCGGUGGAGCUGCACGUCAACCCGACGUUGCCUCUUCCCAGCUCCUCCUCCUCUGCUGCUCCCGCCCCCUCGCCGUCUAUCUCCUCCUCCAUGGGGGGGAGGGGCCAGGAGGAGGAGGGGGGGCGACGAGAGAGCAGCACCUCCUCAAAGAGAGAGGGACAUUAGCCCCUCCCUCUUUUCUCUUUAACAGCGCUCACUACGCUUUACCUCACCUGCAACUCUGCCCCCUGACCUCUCCUGCUCCUUAUUGGUGGAAAUCCCAGAUUGGCGACAGCAGAGAGCCAAUGAGGAUAGAUGAAGCCAACCCACUUUGUCUGUGUGUCUGUGUGUGUGUGUGUGUGUGUGUGUGUGUGUGUGUGUGUGUGUGUGUGUGUGUGUGUGUGUGUGUGUGUGUGUGUGUGUGUGUGUGUGUGUGUGUGUGUGUGUGUGUGUGUGUGUGUGUGUGUGUGUGUGUGUGUGUGUGUGUGUGUGUGUGUUCUUUCUCCCUGCCUCCUCUUUCUCUAAACGUCCUGGUUGAGGCCGUCUGCUGCUUCAGAUCACUGGAUUUAUAGAACAGAAAAGAAGCACAGAUGAGACGUGUGUUCCGUAUUGAGUGCGCCUCUAGGUGGCGUCGGUGAGCUGCAGUAGUAACUACGGGUUAGAAAUGAACUGGACGUUCAGCUCAGUUCAUUUGAUGUUUGAGACGUUCUCAGCUGCAGAGUUCCUCUAAUGUCUCCGAUUUCAGGGCAAUAAAACGUGUUUGUACACGUAGAGUGAAUGGAUGGAUGCUAGAGGACGAGAAGAUGAGAGGAUGAAAACGUGCAGCAGCAGAAAAGUUGGAGGUUUGAGUGAAUGUGACCUUUUUUGGGGGGGGCACUUUGAUUUCAUAACAUUUAAUUUGUUCAAUGAAAUUAUUUAUUUUAAAUAUAUUUAAAACAAACAAUCGCCACAUUUUUACAUUAAUGUGGAGGUGUGUUUUACACUCGUCUGGGAUUGGUCGGGCUAAGGAUCAUUUGAAUCACAGACUUUUUUUUAUCAUUAUAUAAAAUUCCACGGUCUCAGAUUUAAGUUUUGAAGUUUAUUGGAUGUAAACUGAGUAUUUUAGUUUUCUGUUUUAUUGUUUAAUUUUUUGAUCUCCAGCCAUGUUCGACAUUAGCACUUAAUAACACCGCUCCUCCAGCAGAGGUCGCUCUGAGGCAGUGGAAUGCUUUGGGAUCGCAGCGCAGCUAACCAGCGUUAGAAAAUAUUAUUUUUUUCAAAAAAACACGAUAAAAAUGAAAUCGUACUUUUACUACGGAAACUUUUUUUUCUGUUUUUUAAAUAAUUUCAUUCAAAGUCAACCUGAGCAACUUAAACAAACUUAAAACUGAUUGAUUAUCAGUAAAUUAAGGGUUAGGGUCUCUGUUUAUUGUAUUAUUACAGAGUCAUGUUGAUCUCAAUAGUUUAUUAUUCAGAUAAAUUAAAAGUUUGAAUUGUAAGAAAAUGGCGGAAAACUAAAACAGCAUUUAGAUAGGGUUAGGGUUAACCCAUUUUGCUUCAAAAUGAACUAAAAUAAUUUAUUUUUAAAACUCUCGUUAAUUUAAUGUUGAUUGAACGUUUUAGUUCUGGAAAAAAAUUACAUAAAGCAGGAUCUUUAAAUUACUGUUAAUUUCAGAAUAAAAUCCUGCGUUGAUUUAGAAAACAAACGUGUUCCUGCUGUUCUUCUUCUCUGGAGUCGGGAGGAGUUUGUUUCGCCAUCCCUACACUUUUCUCAUCCUGUAAACACAAAGAAGAACAAAAUGUUUUUGUCGACGCUCGCACAUCGAGGUGUUAAUACAGCUGCUGUGUGUGUGUUUGUGUGCUUGUGUGUUUCCCUCCGUCCUGUGACAUUGAGAGCUUCAGAGCAGUUAAGGUGAAAAGACUUUAAAUCCUUUUUGCAUGAUUUGAAAAUGAGGUUUAGUGCCAUGAACUGAGCAAAGUUUAGCUCACAUGCUAACGGCUGCAGCGCCACCAAUAAUCAUAAUUUAAAAAAAAUUCAUAACAAAAAUAAGUUUAACGGGAAGUGAGUGAAUAUCUGCAGCAGGUGGAAAACGUCUGAGUUUGUCUUUGAGCCUCGAACAGAAAUGAGGGAAGUAGCACUGUGAAAACAAGAGAAGGUCAUGAUGCCGUCACCGAGCAGCAGACUCUUUAUUUUAUAUUAAAAUUAAAACAGAUGGAAUAAAGAGGAAAAUAUUUCCUGUCAUUGUAAAGUGCAGUAGUGGAUGACACGGAGGCGUGAACUCCGUCACAUGACUCUGACUGAUGGCUGUAGAAACACACAAUGACUCGUCUCCACUUCCUCCAGAAAAGAAGCUAAAAUAUCUUCGAUACAAACGCUGCCAUCUUGUGGUGAUGACGUCAUUUACAGUCGGAGUCGGUGCAGAAGGGACCGUGGAGUGGAGGUGUGGUAUCGAAGCCCCACCCCUAUACACUUUCAACCAAUCAGGAGUCAGUCUCAGCUGUCAAUCGAGAUGUGUCAGUCGAUGAUUUGGCUUCACUUUUUAAAAAGCGGUCAUGUCCUCCAUCUUUACAGUUUGUGGUUCAGCCCUGAAACUUUCUGUGUUAGAUUUGGUGACAUCCAGUGGUGAAGAUGCAAAGUGCAACCAGGUUGUUUCUUACAAGUAUGAGAUGUUUGUUGGAAUCGUUCACUGUGGAGCCGUGGAGCUCAAAAAGAAACGGGUCAGAGAAUCAAAGAUUAAACGAUCGGGAUUCGGGUAUCAGCACGUUGACUUUAAAGGAUCAGACUCAACCGCACAACAUCCUCUGCUGUCACUUCCUGUCUGUGAUGCAUCAUUUUUUAAUUUGUACUUUUGUUUUUUUAUCUAAUUUUAUUUUUAUUAAGGUUUUAACUUAAAUGUUUGUUCACCUUCACUUCAAGAGCCCUCAAAGGUUUUGCACUGACAAUAUUUUCAUUCAGUUUCCUGUGAAGGAUUUAUUCAAAGCUGAUUUCAAGUUUGAACGAGGCUUCAGAUCUGUUACGAUCUUUGUGUUUGACUUCCAAAUUGAGUUAAAUAAUAAAAGCAAUUUGAUCUUCAAGUUCUCUGACGGUUGCUCUGAUUGGGCCGUCCAGGUUGCUUGUCAGUCAUGUGACAGUCGUCAAGGUUCAGUUUAUCGAGUUGCUUUUUGUUUUGUUUGUUUUUCCAAACCAUGUGACCUGAACGACCCUGAGGUGACGUUAACAUAUUGGAGGAGAGACAAACGUUUUCAGAAAAUAAACUUGAUCCAAAGACUCUUUUAAUAAAUAUAUCCCCAGUUUGAAUCAGAAGAUAAAGGUGAAGGUGCAUCUUUGGUUUUAGUGACGGUGAGCUGGCGUCUGUGGGGAUGAGCUUUUCCCGGUCCAACGAAAUAGUCAGAGUUUUAUUCUGAAAUUAUAUUUCUGGAGCUCAUUUGAAUUAAUUUAAAAUAGAAAUGUAUGUGAACAGCAGAAGGAGCUCUUGGUUUCUGUUUCCCUCAUCGCUUGGAGCUUCGUGCAGAAACAUUUCAAUCAUCAGUGCUGUAACUCAAGUUUGUUUCUCUUUCUGUUGUUUUUACUUCCUGUUGUCUCUUUCAAAGUUGUACAGUUUGUCAAUGUGCAGAUCUUAUUAUGAUUCUUACUGUUGCUAUGACGAGUUUGUUGCAUGGUUUCUGUGACUGUUGGGUUUUGUAUUUUUAUUCUUUUAAAAUGUCUGUUUUUAACCUGCUGGCUUUUUCUUUUGCACUUUAUCCCUGAAAUGAAAGUUUGAAGGUCAAAGGUCAACAUUUGUCCACAUGUGAAAAAAUAAAAUGAACUUUUGCUCAUUUGUUCUUUGA